AUGAGCGGGGGCUUGGUGGGGAAACCAGCAGCGGCCUACAGAGGAACGUGGCAGUCUGGCAGGCAAAGCAGCAGCAAGGAGAGCAAGCAUACAACUGUUGGCCGCUCUCAGAGCUGGGACGCUAGUGGAUGUUGUGAAGACAACUGGGAAUACAACAGUGCGUGUGACUAUGCAAGGAAUCCUAGGAGAACAAAUUCCUUAAACUACCAUGGUGAAAUUGUUUCUGAUGACCCACAUAGCAUCAGAGUGCAUGGCAACAACUUGACAGGGGGAAAUGAACAUAACUCUGAAUGUUACAUGUAUUCAGACUUGGGGUUUGACCAGGUUUACCCCAAUCGGUAUGACCGCAGACCUGUGAGGAAAAGCUCUGUGCCUGAUUUCUCUUAUUCUUAUGAAAAGCAGCCCGUUAUGUCUGGACGCAGUUCAGUGCCUCCUCAGGAUUACUAUCCAGAUCCUGCUUUGGGCGUUAGGCCAUCUGAAGAGGCACGUUUUUAUCGGGAUCAUAUGCUUAACAGAUCACCACAGAAUUAUGGGAUGUCAGGAGGAAGGAUGUCAUGGGACCACUCACAAGGGAGGUCUCCCCGUCCUGAGAUAAAUCGUAUGUACCAUGAUCCUUCUGGUAAGCUGAUUCUCGAUGGACAGAAAACACGUAGCCGUGAUCCUUCUCCUGCCAGAUAUGGUGCUGAAACACCUCUCCCUCGUUACGGAACAGAGCCACCAUCUCUCGCGAAUAAGCAGAUGUACAGUGAUUCCACAGGUGCCCGACAGAUCACUCCAACAUGUUUAGUUGUUGAUCCUGCCACUGGAUCUCGAUGUGAGAACACUUUGGAUAGAAUGAUGUCUCCUGGUGUAUUAAAUCACACUCCUAGACAAGGAAUGGCAGCAAGAAUGAUGUCUGAUUACAGCUUGCAGAGAGAUGGUUUGGUGUCAAAGCCAGUUUAUGAUGGCUAUGACAACACCAUAAUAACUCGUGGUCACCUCCCUGGACAGGACAACAAGGCUGAAUUUCUGGCACUGUUGCGCUCAGAGGGGCUUUCGGAAAGUACAGUUGCUGCCUUGCUGCAACAAGGUUUUGAUUCAACAAGCUGCCUAGCUAUGUUAGAAGAAAAUGACAUUAAGUCAGUGGCUCCAAAUCUGGGUCAGGCACGAUUGCUGUUACGGAUUGUCCAGAAUUGCAAAGCAGACAUGCAGUUACGACAAGAGCUGCAAAAUACCAAUGCUCGUGUAAGAACACGUUCAAACAGCUUCAGCCACAGAAGUGAGCUAAUGCGUAAUGACUACGGAGUCCAACCAGGAAUGGCCCCUACAAUGGAUAGUUCUGCUGUUCAGCAGCUCCCAAUAGCAUUGCAGCCAAUGUCACCCAGGCUUGGUGAAUUGAACCGCCGACCAUCUAGUGCCCCAUCUCAACAUCUCCUGGAAACUGCAAACUAUUGUUCGUCUGGGCUUGGAAGAUUAGGGAAUCAUUUUCCAAGCUUCUCAGGCUAUAGCAAUCCUGUUGGGCUGCAAAAUCUGCGAUCGGGGCCUGUCUAUAGUGCUCAGUCUGGAAUAGCAAUGAAUACUGGACAGGUUACUCCAAAUCCAGGUCCCAAAACUGCCUAUUCUACUACUUACACUGUACCCAUUGAACUAAUGACAAGGGAGCGCAACCAAGCUCAUUCUCCAGCACACAGCCCUCACAGUAGUCCUCAGAUUCUCCGAAAGCCAGGAACACAGAUGGAAUCUACACUGGUACCUACAAGCUCAGCUUACAGAUUGCCGAAUACUGCAAACCAGAAAGUGACAAGACGUACAGGACCACCAAUCAUUGUGUCCACAAUGGCUUCACCUGAACCAAGUAUCCGUCCACAAAUUAUGAAUGGACCAAUGCACCCACGCCCCCUGGUGGCACUGCUAGAUGGCAGAGACUGUACCGUGGAGAUGCCAAUCCUGAAGGACAUGGCAACUGUUGCUUUCUGUGAUGCACAAUCUACUCAGGAGAUUCAUGAAAAGGUAGUACUGCAUUCAGUUUAA
Chiloscyllium plagiosum (whitespotted bambooshark) is the source of this 2010-nucleotide messenger RNA. The record is from RefSeq and is a predicted model, not a curated record. Lineage: Eukaryota; Metazoa; Chordata; Chondrichthyes; Orectolobiformes; Hemiscylliidae.